CCUCUCUUCCUUUUCUCCCACUUCACCACUAUCAGAAAAAACCAAAAAGCAAAUAUGGACGACGAGGAGCGACAAGCUAUUAUAAACAACAUUCCAGAAUGCUCUCAAUUUGAAGGUCAAAAAGAAAAUGUCAUGCCACGACGACAAGGCCGGAGUGCAGUCGCAUUAGCGAGUGUCUAUCGAACCACAACACAAGAACGCGAACAACAGUUGCAAGAUGGCCAUGACCAUUUUACACGGGAAUUAGAAGAUAUUGAAGAACACGAUGAUCCGCUGGACGUAUAUUUACGGUACAUUCAGUGGACUGUCGAAAUGUAUCCAGAAGGUCACAAUCAAUCAUCGGAUCUACGUGGACUAUUGGAAGAAGCAACACACCGCUUUCAAACAUGUGUACGAUACCAGCAAGACCUUCGUUACUUAAAAUGCUGGAUUCAUCAUAUCGAAUACCUGGACAAUCCUGACGAAGCGUAUCAGUUGCUGAUUCGGAACAACAUUGGUCAGAGCUUGACCCUGUUUUAUGAAAAGUACGCGGAUUAUCUUGAAAGCCAGAGGAAGUAUAUGGAUGCCAUGACCAUUUAUAAUAAGGGGAUUGAGCAACAGGCGCACCCGAUCAAGCGGAUGAUACGCAAACACAAACAAUUUCUCGAAAGAGUCGAUCAGCAACGUCGAGAACAACAACAGAACACAACUACUAUGGCCAGAACAGAAUCUAUCAACGACCGUGUCCCUCUCGCCUUGAAAUACUCCAGUGCCAGCGCUAGUAGCAGCAUUGGAUCCUCAAGACCAACAUCAUCUGCGUCACGUCAACCACAAUUUUCCGUCUAUUCCGACCCCGAUAACGAUUCCAAUUCUGCCAUUCCAACAUCAUCGACACGAUCAUCCUCACUUGUCAAUAACUCGACCCAACGAAUUGAAAACCAACCGCAAGUUACCCAAUUUGCUGGAACAACAUUACCACAAAAACAAUACCAACGUCCUAAACCAUCAUCUUCUUUCAGCGUAUAUCGAGAUGAUGAUCCCAAAAACACUAGCACAAGGAAAGCAUCAUCAGCACCACAAGCACCGCCGUAUCUUCAAAAACGUUUCGCACAAUAUCAGUCGCUAUAUAUAUUAUCCGAAAACUCAAAAGGAAAAUCAGAGUACAUUGCAGCUACGAAGAAAUGCGUUGGUGGAAAAGGAUCAGACGUUCCAAUCAGUUUCGAAGAGUUGCGUUAUCGGCACUAUCAAAAAUUGUCAAAAAAUUUCGACAAAUUAAUCGAUUUACAAUCAAAACAAAGUGAAGAACAGCUAUCAGAUCCAAAGGCUGAAGACCCGCCAGAGGAACAGACCCAAGAAGGACGGGCAGCGGACAUGAUGCUUGAUUCUUGGUAUUAUGCUCCUCCUGAUGACCGAGACGAAGAAGCAAUCUCCUUUAGCUAUGCCAAUGUCAGACACAAGCAUACUGACGAGAAUGCCAUGCCCACAAAUUCAACAAUGGAUAUAUCGCGUCAGUCACUGGAUUUCAACGAAACAUUGAUUGAUACAGACGAUGAGGAUAUGGACAAUGCGAUGCGGCAAGAAGCUUCAAAAGUACCUCUGAAGCGACCACGAGCAUUCCAGAAUUAAAAUGUCAUCUUUCUCUCGCAUUUUCUUAUUUGCUCAUAUGUAAAUCUUUCUGCAUUACGUGUUGCCACACUCACAAAUAAAGGAGUGGUGCCUGAAAAAUCCAAGUGACACGUUGCAGCCUUCUGGAUAU
Zychaea mexicana is the source of this 1735-nucleotide messenger RNA. RefSeq lists its product as uncharacterized. Lineage: Eukaryota; Fungi; Mucoromycota; Mucoromycetes; Mucorales; Lichtheimiaceae. The record is from RefSeq and is a predicted model, not a curated record. Gene Ontology annotation, biological process: mitotic spindle assembly checkpoint signaling; meiotic sister chromatid cohesion, centromeric. Gene Ontology annotation, molecular function: protein kinase activity. The coding region runs from base 55 to 1605 and encodes 516 amino acids. The transcript is spliced from 2 exons.